Messenger RNA from Pararge aegeria (speckled wood butterfly), 1167 nucleotides. RefSeq lists its product as uncharacterized. The record is from RefSeq and is a predicted model, not a curated record. NCBI's taxonomy places the organism in Eukaryota, Metazoa, Arthropoda, Insecta, Lepidoptera, Nymphalidae. Bases 80 to 1027 code for a protein of 315 amino acids. The transcript has 3 exons.
CUCAGUUCAGAGGUAUAACCUUUUUACAAUUUGUUCCCUAUUUAAAUUGUUCUAUAUUUACUUAAAAAUUGCGUGCGUGAUGGCUAAUGCAACCAAGAAAUUACCUGGAGAUUCAAAGAAGUCAAUACACACUACGAAAGUCACGACCACUGAGCCCGAGGAUCCAGUGGAGCGGAUGCGGUACAAGUACUGCGUAGUGCCGGGCUGCAAGAACACCACCAGCACGUCACCGCAGAAACUGUUCUUCAGCAUCCCCACGGGGCCGCUGCGCACGCGCUGGUGCGAGGUGAUGGAGCGUUGCGCGCCGGCGCACAAGCCGCUAUCGGCCACCAGCAACCGGUUCUGCUGCGAGGACCACUUUGAUCUUGAACGAGACAUGGAAAACUACAUUCAAUGGAAAGUGAUGGGCACAAAGAAAACCAAGAAACUAAUUUUAAAAAAGGGUAUUCUUCCUCACAAGUUCCCCUGCCGCGAACAAGACGACAAUACCACUAAAGAACAAGUGGAAAAUACUUCAGAAGCACAAAGCAAAGGAGAACAGAAAUUACUGGAAACUCAAGAAAAACCAAAAAAGCGAAAAAUGAUGGGUGAAGGUGAACCACAAGGUAGUCAAAAGGUUACAAAAGCUUCACCUGUAACAGAAGAAGAGAUUAUCCUGGAGCAAAGAAAGAAAUUACAAAAGAUUUCACACGUAAGCUUUACACAAGACACAGAAGUAACUACGCCAGAGGAAGACGUAGAAACAUAUACCUUUAUGAUUAAAGUUGAAGCUGAAGAUGAUACUGAACUAAAUGGCGGUGAAAUUCUUCUAGAAGAGUCAAUUUUUAUGGAUCCUAACACUAUCAUUCAAGAUCCCGAUAAUUUACUCGACGUUAAAGUCAAAGUUGAGCAAUUAGACGAGGAUUUUGAACCGGAAGUGAUAAAAGAAGAUACACAAAAAUAUGUAAUAGAAGAUGAAACUAAUAAUACAGUUGUAACUCAAACUCAUUCCAUAAAAAUAGAGAAUCUAAGUGAAGAUCUAGGUUAAAGCUCCAACAAAUUAUUUCCUAACCUAACUGAAGCUCAUAAUCAAUAAAGGAGAUUUUGGUGAAUCAUAAAAGAUGAGUACAAGAAAUUAUAGUGGAAUUUUAUUCCAUGACAUAAAAUUCCAUUUACCUACCUACAUCU